GUUCUCAUUAUCAUUUGUCGCACUAUCUGAAUAAUAAACUGACUGGAGCUGAAUAAGUGAUAAUAAUUAUAAACCUUUUUUUGGUGUUAUUUGCAAUUCAAGUGACUAAUACACAUACAUAAUUAGAACUUAAAAACUUUGUUUUGUUUAUAAAGACGAUGUAUUUUGACUUGGUAUAAGAUUAAAGACGUAUGCUUUGUGGUUAUCCAUUUGUAAGCUUUCGGUUAAUUCCUACUUCAAUUUAAGCGUUAAUUUAUAAAUAUGGUGGAAGUGAGUAAGUUUUGGUUCGAAAAGGCCUGUGGGCAUCGAGAGUGUCACAACUUAAUCCAUCCAUGGACUUAUAAGUGUAGCGAUGCGACAAUAAGCAUGCUAGCAAGUAACAUUAAAGGGGCUUACAAAUUCUAUGCCAUGGUAUACCUGAUUCAAAUCUUGAUGAAAGGCAAGAAACUGAGUAAAGACGAGAUGCUGGAACAGUUUAAGCUAUACCUUAAAUCUGGAGUAUUCGGCCUCACUGUCGGAAGCUCGUUCGUCACAUUAAACUGCAUAUUCAGGAAAUUGUUCUUCAGCGAGUUCACUUACUAUAAGACAGUAUUGCUGCCCUGCACCAUCAGUGGUCUUGCAGUGUACUGUGAACCGCCAUACAGAAGGGUGAUGGUCGUUAACCUUUUCGUUAACUUGGUAUUUGAAUAUUGGUUAAGGACACUAGAAAUGAAGGGUUGGCUCCGACGGUCCCCUGGCAGGGAAACGCUUAUCUUCAUGCUUGGAAGUGCUGUCUUCUUCUAUUUAAUGCGAAAAGAACGAGAGAAUCCGAAACGGACUCCUUUGUUUUGGUUCUUCACGCCUCCCCGAGUGUCGAAACAAGUAGGGGAGCCGGUGGAAGGCGUUGGAGGCAGGAGUCUGGCUUGUCCCCAUGCGGGGAAUUGUGUCAACUACGUGUUGAAGGGCACAGCACAGCUUUUCGGCGUCGGCUGCGCAAUGACGAUGCUCCGGCAGAUCAUCCCUAAGAUACUGACUCCGGCUAAAGCGUUCAAGUCUUUGAAGUUCUCGCAUAUGAAACUUGGCAUUUUCUUCGGAGGUUACAUAGGAAUUUAUAGGUUGAUAGUGUGCCUUCUGUGCCGCGCGCACGGGCGCGAUAGCGCGCUGUGGGCGCUGCCCGCGGGCUUCCUGGCCGGCGCGGCCUUCCGCGUGGCGCCCUCCACGCCCAUCGCGCUAGCGCCGCUCACCUCCACGCUGCAGAUCCUGGGCUCGUGGGGCUACCAGAAAGGCCUCAUCCCCGAGAACCUGCCGUUAGUGGAGCUGUUGUACUGCCUGUGCCAAGGCCUGCUUUUCCACGCGCGCGUCAUGCACGAAGACGUCUGUCCGCGCUACAUCAUCAACUUGAUGCACACCGUCACAAGUAACCGAGCCGAUGAAAUCCAGCAAGGUUUUGUACAAAAAGUUUUGAAAGCACUAUAAAGUAUGCACAAAAUUGAAAUUAUUUAUUUUUAGCGAAAUAUUACUUUAUAAUAUUAUUUAUUUAACAAUGUUAAAUUACUUAGCGAUUCUGUGAUGAUUACGUUAUUAUCUGUGGUACAGGGUUAAUUUAAAUUUGGUAUUCUGUUUUGUUGUUAUUUUGACGGUGUUUAGUAAUCUGUAUUUAUUUUAUAAGGAAUUUUGUGAGGAGCUUCAAAUAUUAGUAGAUCAUUUAAAUAUUGAUGAUACUAAUCUCUAUUUUUUUCUGUUUGAUACCAAAUGCUUUUCUCAAAAUAAGCGAUAAUUUCCAUAUUAAAUAUUAUCAAUGGUUGCCUUAUAAAGGUGAUGGUAGCAGUAAGAUUUAAGAUCAGUGGCGUACAAUAUAUGAAUUAAGGCCUGUCCUGUAAAGUUUUUUUACAUGAACACAUUAAGAUACAAAACUUUCAGAUGAGCAUAUUUUAUUUGUACCUAACUAUAUUAUUUAUAUAACCCUUGACUAGUGAUUCAUAUCUAAAUAAACCAUUUUAAUGCAUAUAAUAUUAAUAAUACACAUACGCACCCUAAUGCGAAAAUUGGUAUAAACAUAUCACAAAGUCAUAACCAUAACAAGCUCCAAGGUUCCAAAGAAGAAGGUCAAAUCAUUGCUAAGACCUAAGACCUGAAAUUGUCGACAGAAUAUCAUCGAAAUAUAUACAUAAUAAAAAGAGAAAUAAAAUGGCACCUGUUUUCAUACAAAAAAGCAUGGUAUAAAAGUAUUCAAACCCAUAUAAUUUUGCCAAGCUUUUACAAAGGGGUUUGUAUUUAGCAUUAUUAAAUGCGGGAUUUAGUGUCAUUCUUGAACUUACAGAACAAUUAACUAGUCAAUUAAAAAUAUUGGCGACAGGGGCAAAUAUAUCCGAACAUAAUGCUCGUAAUAUUUUAUAUGGGUCUUGAAGGAAGAGUAUCGCUCCUGCUCAUAUCACAAAAUGAAAUCAUUGAUAAGUGUAGUAAAUAAAGUCUUAAGAGUACCUAUACGAUAUAAUAUAUUAAAAUAUUAAAGCAAAUAAACCAGAAAUACCUACCAGUCAGCAUCAGUCCUUGUAAAAAACGACUUAACGGGACAGGCCUUAUUAUUUUAGUUAAUACCGCGUAAAACUAGUAAAGCUUCAUUUUAAGGUUUUAGGGAAACUGUAGCUACGUGGCCUACCGCUUAACUUAGAAGUAUCGUCAGGGAGUUGCACGGUAGUUCUUUAAAAGCUAAAAGAAAGUAGCUUAGUUUGGGACUAAGGGUGAACAAUUUCUGCUAACUGAGAACACCACCUAGAUGACGCAAAUACCACGAUUUGUAUUGAAACCAAGCGUGCCGACUCUUUCAUACAAAAUUUACGCAUAAUAUAAUUUUAAAAUCUGUGUUAGGAAAUAUGUUCUUGCCUUUGGGUGCUCGCAAUUUUUGCUGCAGUUAAUUAUCAUGCAACGAAGCAUUUUUGUAAGUUUUCACGGACGUCCGGCUGCAACAACUGACGCGCGUGGACUGUAAAGAGCGACGGCCAACCUCGACGUUUGGUCGGGGUUCGGACACGCGAAAUAGAUACAUUUGCGUCUUCUAUGGUAUAUUUAUUUCUGUGGAGAACACAAACCAGUUGCACACCGCCGAAUUUAACCAAAUCACAGUGAACCAUAAUAACUUCACAUUCCAUAAGAACAGUCUGAAUUGAACGGUAGACCUAUAGUGAGAGUAUCGUGUUAUGAAUGCUUUGCCACUGAUCAGUAUAGUAUAGACAAUUAUAAAUAGAUAUAAUUAUAGAGCUACAAAACAUCGAACACAUGCAAAUUUUCUCUUGUAUUGUAUUGAUUGUAAUUGACGAAUGUGCGAAACAUUGUACACUACGAAUCUAUAUCACAAAAUAUGUGUUUAUGUUAUAUUAAGUACAUAGGUACGUUUGCCUUAAAAAUUAUUUUAUUAAUUUGACCAUUGUUUAGCACUCUUUCCGAGCGUCCUAUUUCAUAAUAGAGAUUAUAUUCGUGUUAUCGCGAAAUUGAACAUAAGUAUGGAAAAACUAUUUGAAUUGCACCCUUAUUAUUAUAAGACUUAGUACUGCAAAGUUAGAUUGCUUGCUUCCAAAGUAAAUACGGUCAAGAUACCAAAUAUGUUUCGCUCCAUAACGAGGAACAUUGGCGUCGGGCCACCAACGCGAGCGCUCCUUGAAAAUGCUCCUCGUUAUGGAGCGAAACAUGUCGAGCAAUCAUCGAUUUUAUAAUCGUGAGUGACCCGGUUUAAUAUAUUAAAUAAUGGUUACAAACGACCGUAGAAACAAGAACAAUAAUGCUAUGGCAAAGAACGACCAUGUUGCUUACAUCUUCACAGGCCAUGAAGUCUGUGUACAGAUGUACUGAAUAAUCCUUUCCCAUCGUAUUUUUACGAAAAACGUUUGUAUUUAUUUGUCAUGAUACUUUUUGUACUGAGACUCAAAUAGCAUAACACGUUCGUACAUACGUAUCCGUAAAUAAACGAUGGGAAAGGAUUGUUCACUAUAUCUGUACAAUCACUAGCUUUCAUUUUACAUGUACAGUCAAGGGCAUAAAUAUAUAUACAUUCCCAAAGUUUCAAAGAUAUGUGUACGCUCUUACACAAUAAAGUCGUGUUCACAUAUUUUUGUGCCAUUUGUCUGGAUCGAUAUUUUUGCCUUCGACUGUACUCGUACAUUGCAUUUAUGACAUAUAUUUUUAAAGUACUAGAACAUGCACAAAUAAUGAAUCUAAGUAUAUUUAUUACAAUCUCCCA
Messenger RNA from Cydia strobilella, 4213 nucleotides. Its product is annotated as transmembrane protein 135-like. The transcript has 9 exons. The record is from RefSeq and is a predicted model, not a curated record. NCBI's taxonomy places the organism in Eukaryota, Metazoa, Arthropoda, Insecta, Lepidoptera, Tortricidae. The coding region runs from base 262 to 1455 and encodes 397 amino acids.